CUCCAUCGCGCCCGCCCGCUCACUCGAUCAGUCAGUCGUGCGUCGGGUUGGAGUAACCAUAUACCUAGCCUAUUAUUUCUAGUAAUUAACAAAAAUCAGAACAAACAUGAGCACCAAUGAAAAUAACAGUGAAGUGGCCGUUGACAAGGUCGGAGACGAGAAGACUGGGGAUGCGAAAAGUGAUCUAAAAGGAGCCAAAAGGGCAGCAGAGGACAAAGCGACGGAAGCAAAAAAGGCGCGAAAAGAAGAAAAUGGCGGCGGAGACGACGAAGCACAUAGUGAAGAGGACGAUUUGGAAGGAGAAGGCGAGGGGGAGGAGGAAGAUGAUGAGGAAGUAGACGAAGGUGACGAAGACGAGGAAGAUUUAGAAGAGGGCGAAGAAGACGAUCUCGAAGAUGAGGAGGUGGAAGAGGAAUUAUUAGGGGAAGAGGAGGAAGAGGAUGCGUAAUACGCCCCGUGCCUCUAUAAGGACAAUGUCACAGUGAAGUGUUAGUGCACGUGACGGCCCGGACUGGCGCGGCCUCGCUUCGCCCCAACGCACCCUUCGUUACACCCUUAUAUUGGACGAUUGAAAAUGUUCCUGCACACUUACGAUACACCGAAAGUUGCGCCGUUUUGAGACUAUCUUUCUCAAACUGUAUAAGAAAUAAUCAUGUUGCCAUUUAAAGUUUUAGUAGUCGAAUUUUGUUUCUUAAUUUGCCACAUAGUUAUGAAUUUUAAUAAUAAAAUGAACUAAUAUAAGGGUGCAACGAGCCCGCGGCCCUGCGCUCGCGGUGGCCAGUUGGGAACACGCGGGGCCGACGACGCUCCCACCUAAAACGGGUGCAAUUAAUUUAAUAAAUGACAACAAACCGUAAUUAAGUCUAAUCCAAUGCAGAUUUUCAAUUUUUUACAAUGUUAUAAGUUUUAAACAGAAAGCGGUCUGAUGUACAUUGCAGCGCUCGCUGCUAACAAUUAAGACUUAGUGGAAUGCUGUUGAAUUUUUGUCAUGAGAUGUACAAAUGUGUUUUCUUUUUGAAAGUAAACUUUAUGUCUAAGUGAAAAUUUGCUCUGUAUUUAGAAGUAAUCCUAUGA
Molecule: messenger RNA, 1074 nt
Organism: Papilio machaon (common yellow swallowtail)
Lineage: Eukaryota; Metazoa; Arthropoda; Insecta; Lepidoptera; Papilionidae
Gene: Bacc
Product: probable DNA-directed RNA polymerase subunit delta
Exons: 3
Coding region: 107-448 (113 amino acids)
Source: RefSeq, a predicted model, not a curated record